GAAAAAUGUGACAGUGACUGCCAUCUCGAGCUCUGAAGUGCGAGUCCAAUGGGAUCCUCCAGACCUGAUGUGUGGAAUACUCAACAACUACACUGUUGUACUACAGAACCGCACAUUGAGGUACAAGGUAGCACCAGGCUGCCAGCUGCCUACCCUCCAGCCUCUACAGGUGGUGGUGAACGGAACUACGACGACUGCGGUGAUCACAGAACUGCCAGCCGACAUGCAGUUCCAGGCGACUGUAGCGGCCGCGACUAAGAACGGUGGCUCCGGACCUCCCAGUGCGCCUGUUACCUCUGAAACUCUUACUGCAGUGUCCGAUCCAGUCCGCAACAUGAGUGUAACAGUGACACAGAACUCCACAAAACUGUGGUGGCUUCCCUCCCUGCAACACAGGUGGACCGCUCAGUCAAUUCUUGGUUAA
This is a messenger RNA of Homalodisca vitripennis (glassy-winged sharpshooter), 424 nucleotides long. RefSeq lists its product as uncharacterized. Gene Ontology annotation, molecular function: protein binding. Lineage: Eukaryota; Metazoa; Arthropoda; Insecta; Hemiptera; Cicadellidae. The record is from RefSeq and is a predicted model, not a curated record. The transcript is spliced from 2 exons. Bases 68 to 424 code for a protein of 118 amino acids.